Menidia menidia (Atlantic silverside) is the source of this 3572-nucleotide messenger RNA. The record is from the annotation of a GenBank genome assembly. Lineage: Eukaryota; Metazoa; Chordata; Actinopteri; Atheriniformes; Atherinopsidae.
CCGGAAAUGAUUUGGGUGUUUUGGUGGCGACUAGUGUAGUCAUUUGUCAAAAGGUUGAACAAAACUUCAAAUCUACAAGUUCUGGCUGCGGAAUUGAGGACUCUCCUCAAAAUGAUCCUUACCAUGUUUUAUCGGAGAUGAUAAUUGUUCUAUGUGGCGGGUAAAAGACAGACAUUUGGUUAAUUUGGUGAAUUACGACAGCUAGCUGUCAGCUAGCUCGUUUGCUGCAUUGAGCUUGUCACUUGUCAACAAGUUUGGUUUAGCAUGGACUGCGCGGCGCUGGAACUCGAUGCUGUCAAAUUUGCCAAAACAGCUGUAACCUACGACCAGAAUGCCAAAUAUAACGAGGCGGUGUUUUAUUAUAAGGAGGCAGCCCAGGCUCUGAUUUAUGCUGGCAUGGCAGGGUCCAAACUUGAAGGAAUUCAGGACAAAGUAAACGAGUAUUUGGAUCGAGUUCAAGCUCUCCACAAUGCAGUCCAGGCACAGAAAAGUGACCCGCUGAAGUCAUGGCAGCAGAUGGACCUUGAGCGCGCUCACUUCCUGGUGACACAGGCUUUUGAGGAAGAUGAGAAGGGGAAUGACGAUGAAGCCAUUGAAUUGUACACGCAGGCCGUGGAGCUGUGCAUCAAGACGUCAAACGAGACCUCAGACCCGACGCUUCAGACCAAGCUGAAGCAGCUGGCGCGCCAAGCUUUGGACAGGGCUGAAGGUCUUAAAGAAUCCCAGUCCAGAUCAACUCCAGCCCAUACUCAGGAUAGAACAGGGCCUUCAACGACCAAACCCAGCUGUGGUGCUAAUUCUGGGGGACCAGUCCGCCAGUUUUUUCCUCUCGGGCCAGACUUUAGCAUCCAUGACCGCCCUCAGCCACAGCCUGUCCGGGCCGUCCAGUCCAGCGAGCCCCAGGGCCAGCGCUACACAUCCGAGGAAAUCGAGGUGCUCAGGAGUACUUCCACAAUCAAUGGCAUUGCCUACGUGCCCUUUAUGAGCGUGGACCUAAAGGAGCGAUUUGCCUUCCCGGUCCCGUUCUCGGACAAAAUGGGGAAACUGGCAUUGUCACCCAAACAGAAGGCCAUCUUCUCCCGCUGGGUUCGACCAGACGAGAUCUGCAAUAACCCCACAAUGAUCAUGUCUGUGUCCAGCUUCAGCAUCAAACAGACGGUGGUUUCUGAUUGUUCAUUUGUGGCAUCACUUGCCAUCAGUGCGGCUUAUGAGAGACGCUACAACAAAAAACUCAUCACCAGCAUAAUCUACCCUCAGAACAGAAAGGGACUGCCAGAGUACAACCCUUGUGGGAAGUACAUGGUCAAACUUCACAUCAAUGGCGUUCCCAGAAAGGUUAUUAUUGAUGAUUAUCUGCCUGUGGAUCGAAAUGGAGAGCUGCUGUGUUCUUACUCCAGCAACAGGAAUGAGCUGUGGGUGUCCCUGAUCGAAAAGGCCUACAUGAAGGUGAUGGGUGGCUACGACUUCCCCGGCUCCAACUCGAAUAUCGAUCUGCACGCACUCACCGGCUGGAUCCCUGAACGUAUCGCUAUGCACUCUGACAAUCAGUCAUUCAGUAAGGAUGACACCUUCCGCAUGCUCUUCCAGAGGUUUCACAAGGGCGAUGUCUUAAUCACCACGGCAACAGGGGUGAUGACAGAGGAAGAAGGAGAACGAUGGGGUUUAGUGCCAACACACGCCUAUGCUGUUCUUGACAUCAGGGAUUACAAAGGAAUGCGUUUCCUGCAGCUCAAAAAUCCGUGGAGCCAUCUACGGUGGAAGGGACGCUACAACGAACGGGACGAGAAGAACUGGACUCCAGAGCUGCUCAAAUACCUCAACUUCGACCCCAAGUCCGCACAAAAGUUUGAUAAUGGAGUUUUCUGGAUCGCAUGGGAGGAUCUCUGUAAGUACUAUGAUGUCAUCUACCUGAGCUGGAGCCCUGCGCUGUUUAAGGAGUCCUCUUGUAUUCACAGUAGCUGGGAUGGGAAGCAGGGACCAGUGAAGGACGUCUACAGUCUGGCAAAUAAUCCUCAGUACAGGCUGGAGGUCCAGUGUCCAGCAGGGGGCGCUGCCGUCUGGGUUCUGCUCACCAGACACAUCACUGACAAGGAUGAUUUUGCACAGAACAGGGAGUUUAUAACUCUGGUGGUUUACAAGACAGAUGGCAAGAAGGUUUACUACCCAGCGGACCCCCCACCUUACAUCGAUGGCAUUCGAAUCAACAGCCCACAUUACCUGACCAAGAUGAGGCUGACCAGUGCUGGGACACACACUUUCACCCUGGUGGUUUCCCAGUACGAGAAACAGAACACCAUCAACUACACGCUGCGGGUGUACUCUGGAUGCAAAUUUACCUUCUCCAAGAUCCCAAAUCCCUUCACUCACUCAAAAAGGAUCAAUGGCCAGUGGAAAGGGCUCAGUGCUGGGGGCUGUGGAAACUAUAAGGACUCAUACAAACACAACCCCAUUUAUCAGAUUAAUCUGGAGCGGGCGGGCCCACUGCUUAUUGAACUUCGAGGAUCCAGGCAAUACAGUGUUGGAUUUGAGAUGGUGACCGUGUCGGCGGUGGGUGAACCAGGCCCUGCUGCCUUCCAGAAAAAGACCAGCGGAGACUACAGAUGUGGAUUCUGCUACAUGGAGGUGGACCACGUCCCCGCCGGCAUCUACAACGUCAUCCCCACCACCUUCCUGCCCAAACAGGAAGGACCCUUCUUCUUGGACUUUGCCAGCACUUCACCCCUAAAGGUCUCCCACCUCCAAUGAAGAAGGAGCUAUGUAGAAAGUACCGUUCAGGGACUGGCAGGAAGCUCCUAGUGAGAGUGAGGCAUCAUGGGAUGCUCCAAAACUGCAAUUUGAAUGUUUUUAAGUAUGAGAAUGUUAUUGCUGCUUGACUUUCCGCCCCUUUCUCUCAGAGAUUUAUGCCAACAUGAAAGGACAAGAGCGUAUGCAUGAAAAUGGAUGUUGAGUGGACAGAAACCAAGCAACAGUUCUAAAAAGGGUAAAUAUCGAAGAAUAAUCACGAGUCAAAAUAAUAAAACCUUUAACAACAAGGAGAAUGAAACACACUAUUACCAAAAUGUCAAGCUGCCAGCAGAAGACUGACCAAGUAUUUUUGCCACAUCAAGACGAGACACAGUUCCUCCAAAAGAUUGUCUAAGCACCAACAACUUCCCUCUGGAAAGACGGUCGAAUCCGAAUCUUAAAAUGCGAGCCUCACGGGGUGAUUAGGUUGCAGUUUAUACCCUGGAUGCAGCAGGUAGAGCACUUUCUUCUUCAUUACAGGUUCUGUUAACACCUCAACAUGGCCGCCCCCACAGUUUAUCCACUGCAGCAGCUUGCAGAUGAACAAACACCUUUUCUUUUGGGCAGAAAAUCAGGCCAGUGACAGAACACACAAUUACAUUUGGAUAUGGAAAAAAUAAUGAAAUAAAGUCAAUGAAAUAUUGUCCUGUGUUAGGCUUUAUAUUGAAGCCUAACUCCUUUCAACACCCCAAAUGCUUUUUAUUCUCAGGAGCUGCGCUGCAUAACAGUUGAACAAUGUCUCCUCACGAUGUUUGUGGAUGUGAAGGCCGAGUGAGAAAUAUCAGCUC